GUCCCGGGCUCGGGCCCUGGGUCUCGCGUGGCGCACCCUUGCGUGGGGUGGACGGGCGCCGGGGUCGGCGCGCUGGGGCUCCCGGGGCCGGGCGGCGGCGUUUCCAGCCCAAGUUUUGAGAUGGGUUAUACCAAAAAAAAAAAAAAAAAGACAGACGAAAAGAGUAAAAGCCCUACUUUAGAUGUGAUUUUACUUUUAAAAAAGGAUUCUCACAAGAGUGGCAAGAAUGUAAACCCUAACGGGUUUGACCCUUUCAAGAGCCCGUAGGGGUGUGCACGUGAUUGGCCGCCCAGGGCAGGGAGUGGGAUGCAUUAAAUAGGGGAGAUUUAAGUGAGCGAGUCUUAUAUGGGGGCUUCUUCUGUCGCAUUCCAACCCUGUGACCUCGGGCAAGUUUUGAGCCCCAGGUUACUACAGGAAGAAAUGUCUUCUGGUAAAGGAACUCCAAAACGGGAAAUAGUUUCUGACUUUCACAAUUCGGCUGCCGAAGGAGAUGUUGCCAAGUUAACAGGAAUACUCCGUCAUUCUCCGUCUCUUCUCAAUGAAACUUCUGAAAAUGGCUGGACUGCUUUAAUGUAUGCUGCAAGGAAUGGCCACCCGGAUGUUGUCCAGUUUCUGCUUGAGCAAGGGUGUGAUAGAUCAGUUGUCAAUAAAUCAAGGCAAACCGCACUGGAUAUUGCUGUAUUUUGGGGUUAUAAGCAUAUAGCCAACUUAUUAGCUAAUGCGAAAGGUGGGAAGAAGCCUUGGUUCCUAACCAAUGAAGUGGAAGAGUGUGAAAAUUAUUUUAGCAGAACACUACUGGAUCGGAAAAGUGAGAAAAGAAAUAAUUCUGACUGGCUGCUCGCUAAAGAAAGCCAUCCGUCUACGGUUUAUAUCCUUUUCUCAGAUUUAAAUCCCUUGGUCACUCUAGGUGGCAAUAAAGAAAGUUUCCAACAACCAGAAGUCAGGCUUUGUCAGCUGAACUACACAGAUAUAAAAGAUUACUUGGCUCAGCCUGAGAAGACCACCUUGAUUUUCCUCGGAGUAGAGCUUGAAAUGAAAAAUAAUUUACAUAAUCAUGUUGGAGAAGUCCCAAGAGAAGAGGAAGAUGGGUUGGUGGCCUGGUUUGCUCUAGGUAUAGAUCCUAUUGCUGCUGAAGAAUUUAAGCAAAGACAUGAAAAUUGUUAUUUUCUUCAUCCUCCAAUGCCAGCUCUUCUACAGUUGAAAGAAAAAGAAGCUGGUGUUGUAGCUCAAGCAAGAUCUGUUCUUGCCUGGCACAGUCGGUACAAGUUCUGCCCAACCUGUGGAAGUGCAACCAAAAUUGAAGAAGGUGGAUAUAAGAGAGUGUGUUUGAAAGAAGACUGUCCUAGCCUCCAUGGCGUUCAUAAUACAUCGUACCCCAGAGUGGAUCCGGUAGUAAUCAUGCAAGUUAUUCAUCCAGAUGGGACCAAAUGUCUUUUAGGCAGGCAGAAAAGAUUUCCCCCGGGCAUGUUUACUUGUCUUGCUGGAUUUAUUGAACCUGGGGAGACAAUCGAAGACGCUGUUCGGAGAGAAGUAGAAGAGGAAAGUGGAGUCAGAGUGGGCCAUGUUCAGUAUGUCUCUUGUCAGCCAUGGCCAAUGCCCUCCUCCUUAAUGAUUGGUUGCUUAGCUGUGGCAGUGUCUACAGAAAUUAAAGUUGACAAGAAUGAAAUAGAGGAUGCCCGCUGGUUCACUAGAGAACAGGUUGUGGAUGUUCUAACCAGAGGGAAACAGCAAGCAUUUUUUGUGCCACCAAGCCGAGCCAUUGCACAUCAAUUAAUCAAACACUGGAUUGGAAUGAACCCCAAUCUCUAAAUCGAAGUAUUAGGCUUUGAGUAUUAUUUUGUUUCUAAUACCACUUUUCAACUGAGACUAGAAAUAUUUAAUGCUCUUUAGAGUGUCAUAACACAAAAUACCCUGUGGGGCUGUCAAAAUAUUUUCCUUCAUUAAUCAUAGAAUUCACAUUUUUAUAAAUUUCAACAUUGCCUCAGAUUUCGUUAAAUUUGAAUGAGAGUGAAAUUUUUGAUUGUGCAUACAGUUUUAUCUUACAAACCCUAUUUCUAGUAAGAGACAUCAUGUUGUAAAGAAAUAUAUUCUAGAAAUGUGAAUAACCCUACAUUUCAGGCCUCUUUAGGUAUUAAUGUCUGCUCACUAAGAUGCCUUAUAUGAAAAUGAAACAAAAUUUUAAUGAAUUUUGGGCUUAUACUGAUUUUUAAUCAUCUCAUUGCCAUAAAGGUUCUUUAAGUUACCAGGAUCUGAGUUUUGCUCAUCGUUCUGUUGCAGUCCCACUUACCAUUUCUUCCUGGUUCUGUCACACUAGCUAUGACAGUGUGACUCCUACUCUAAUUUGCCCAAUGCUAAGAAUUUCAUAUUUUAACAACCAGUUCUAGGAGAACUAACAUGAGAGCAUAUCACUGUGUCUGGGAUUUGUCUUAAACCUAAAAUUAAUCAGUGUGCCCAAAAUCGUUCUUAAGAUAAAUCAAGAUUCUCUGCUUUUUCACUUGAAAUUAUACAUAUUUGAAAGGAUUUAUCCUCAAAGGUUAGAUAUUAAAUAAAUCCCAGAUACAUCUACGUAUUCAGUUAAAAGCAGAUUUAUUUCAUUUUGUGAUGAGGAAUGUAUCUGUGUUAGCAAAAUAAAUUAUAUGAUCGUUCCCAUCAAAACUUAACGAUAUUUAGCUCCAAUGUCUUGAUUUUGACUUUAAUGCAUUCUAAAAAAGGCUUAAUAAAAUGAGUGCAUUUCACAGCUGAAUCAGUAAGACUCUACAGAAAGUAAGUUGUAGUACAGUAGUUCACAAUUUUACAGCACAGAAACAUGUAUUUUGCAAGACCAUUUUGAAAUUGUUUUAAAAGAUUUCAUUGCUUUUAUUUGAUAGUUAAGUAAAAGGAAAUCCUGGAAGAUACAUUUCAUCAAUUAGUGAAAAUUAUACCAAUAAUUAAUUAUAACAGCCUGUACUGUUUAAGCCAGGGCAAGAGUCUCCCUCUAAUAGGAAUAAGAUUUAAUCAAAAAUAUAUGUGGAAUAGAUUAAGAAAAGGGAUGAAAAUAAAUUUAACUUGCUGAAUGUUAAUAAAUCUUUAGGUAUAAUAUUUAAUAUUUACCUUAAAAAGAUAAUUUUGUUGGAUGAAACGUUUACUAAUGAACAGUUUUUCAUAGUUAAUGGAGGCUUACUGAUACCAGAACUUUAAACCAAAUUAAGAUGCAGAACAUUUAUAGAUGUGAUAUAAUAGUGACUGCAUAGUUACAUGGAAAAUAAGGUGCCUUGGUUAUUAUGAAAUACAAUGACUUAAGAUUCAGUUUUACUCCAGAUGUACAUUUAAUACCUGCAGAUUCUAAUAUUACACUCUAAAAUUCCGGGUCUAACUAAUGGUGGAGUUGGAAAGUCAAAUAUAAAGUGUCAAAAACUACAGUUAUAAAUUUAGUUUCAGAUAUUUAAUCCUGUAUUUGAGAAAAAUGAGUAUCUAAGUAAAUUAUUGGUUUAAUAAUUAUUACUAAAUCACUAACCUCUGAGAGGUGAACAGGUACAUGUAAAUAGAAGGAAUAGUCAAUUCAAAAAUUGAUGAUGUGUCAUGAAUGUAUUCUAAUGGAAACAAAUGUGACAUUAAAAUAUUUAUUUAAUGCUU
Molecule: messenger RNA, 3612 nt
Organism: Chinchilla lanigera (long-tailed chinchilla)
Lineage: Eukaryota; Metazoa; Chordata; Mammalia; Rodentia; Chinchillidae
Gene: Nudt12
Product: nudix (nucleoside diphosphate linked moiety X)-type motif 12
Exons: 7
Coding region: 346-1809 (487 amino acids)
Biological process (GO): NADP+ catabolic process; NAD+ catabolic process
Cellular component (GO): cytosol
Molecular function (GO): protein binding; NADH pyrophosphatase activity; metal ion binding
Source: RefSeq, a predicted model, not a curated record